CCGUACUGCAUGCCCGCACGAUGCCGUAUCGCGAGUACAGGCAGCGGUACAGACAGCAGCAUAGCGAGCCAUCGGGCUUCUCGAAGCUGAGGAAGAGAAGAUCAUCGGUUGCCCCGUCUGAGGCGGAGCUGGAGCGAUGGGAGGUGAGUGGGCAGGGAGGGCAUUGUCGAUGGGGCCAGCUGUGUGCAUUCAUGUUCAUUACUGUCGGUGCAGGCUGCCUACCUGACUUCGAGAGCCGCCCUCUCCCUUCAGCGGUUCCGCCAUAUCGUUGGUUUUUUUUUGCGUCGCAUCUGUCGUCCACGCCUUGGCUUCUAUGGUUUCGUUCUUCGGGUUUUUUGCUACGCCCAUCCCAGUCAUGUACUGUUCCCCCCCAGGCGCAGGCGCUGUCGGAGACAAUUUCCACACCAGACCCUCGGUAUCCGCGCAGGCGCUGUCGGGAUUGUUCCUCGACAUACGAAACCCAUCGCGGCUGGCCAACGGGGGCUUCUUCGCGGCCAUGUAUGUCCUGAUUGUGGCCUUGGAGAAGCACUUCGUCGUCCGAAGCCGGGCCGCUCCUAUGCUUUUGGCGGCGUUCAGCGAACUCUGGGUCAUCCUCGUAAGCCAUCUGAUUGUACUAAUUUGUGACCCUCCCCUGGCUGUGGUGUUGGUGCAGCUCUGCCUGGUGGACUCGCUUGAGGAUGGGCAUGCUUGACUGUCGCCUUUCCAGCUGUCAAGACUAGUAUUGCUUUGUCCCGUAUUGACGGCGUCGAUUGGGCCUGGGCCAUUCUACAUGGUCUGCUUUUUGCUGUGGAACGUCUGUCUCAUCGCGGGCCUUUCUUUCG
Molecule: messenger RNA, 821 nt
Organism: Vitrella brassicaformis
Lineage: Eukaryota; Vitrellaceae
Source: the annotation of a GenBank genome assembly